Messenger RNA from Amblyraja radiata (thorny skate), 1463 nucleotides. RefSeq names its product bone morphogenetic protein 10. The coding region runs from base 194 to 1444 and encodes 416 amino acids. Gene Ontology annotation, cellular component: extracellular region. The record is from RefSeq and is a predicted model, not a curated record. Gene Ontology annotation, molecular function: cytokine activity; growth factor activity. The transcript has 2 exons. Lineage: Eukaryota; Metazoa; Chordata; Chondrichthyes; Rajiformes; Rajidae.
ACUCAAGCGGGCCAUCAAUGGCCAAGAUAAGACGGCCCAUCUGAGCGAUGAUAUUGGUGGAAAGAGAGCAGAGCAUAGCGCGCAAGCCAGGCAGAACCGAUGUGUUGAAUAAGCCACGCUCGCCUCCAUUCCUCUUCAGUUCACGGCUAGAUAUUAACACGGGUAUCGAAGGCCGCCGUGAGGAGCAGAAGCAAUGACUUGUGUCGCCUGUCUCGCAAUCACAUUCGCCUUCAGUUUCCUACUUCAAGUCGCAAUGUGCAGGCCGCUGAGCGGCUGGGACCAGGAAACCCACGAGGACGGAUUGGAGCAUUACGAAGACGAAGUCUUCCCAGAGGACCACUCUGGCUUUGAUUUCGACGUGUUCUUGGAAAGCGUGAAGGACGAGUUCUUCCGGGGUGUAAACCUGUCCGAGAUUCCUUCGCAAGACCCGCUGGAAGCGGAACCCCCGCAGUUCAUGAUCGACCUGUACAACAAGUUCGCCAGCGACAGCUCUUCCAUGCCCUCGUCCAACAUUGCCAGGAGCUUCAGAAACGAAGAUACAACAACGGUGCUCCCGGUGGGAGAACACGGGGCGAGAAGGCACAUUCUAGUCUUUAACCUGACCAUCCCUCGGCAUGAAGUGAUCGUGGCGGCCGAGUUGAGACUCUACGCCUUCGUUGCCAGGGACAGGAGGCUAUACGAAGGAGUGAACAGGAUAGUCCGGGUUCAUGACUUGGAGGAGCCGGGGGAGAACUCCAUGUCUCUACUGGUUUCCAAACAGAUCGCUGGCGAGGACAGCGGUUGGGAAACCUUCGAUGUGACCGACGCCGUCAGUCGGUGGGUGAGAUCCAACCGGACCACCCACAAGCUUGAAGUUCACAUCGAAAGCGCCGAGGAGGGGGACUCGGGGGCGGUGGUCGCGGGGGGCGAGCCCGGCUCGGAGAGCAGGAAUGUGCCGUUACUGGUGGUCUUCUCCGACGACCAGAGGCGCGGUCAGGGGGACGAGGUGAAGGAAAUGUUGGUGCACGAACAGGACGUAGCGGCCGUGGAGCUGGCGGUCUCCGAAGGCCCGGAAUAUGACUUGUUCCAUCCGCAGACCACUCUCUCCCUGGACUCCACGUCCAGGACCCGCCGAAGCGCCAAAGGGAAUUACUGCAAGCGCUCCCCUCUCCACGUGGACUUCACCGAGAUCGGCUGGGACUCGUGGAUCGUCGCCCCCAAGAAUUACGAGGCUUACGAGUGCAGAGGAGUCUGCUACAUCCCGCUCACCGACCAUGUCACCCCAACAAACCACGCCAAGAUCCAGACCUUGGUCAACCACUGGAAUCCCGAUAAAGCUGCCAAGGCGUGUUGUGUGCCGACCAAACUCGACCCCAUCUCCAUGCUGUACAAGAACAACGCCGGCGUCACCACUUACAAGUAUAAAUACGAGGGGAUGGUGGUGGCGGAAUGUGGCUGCAGAUAGUGAGAAAUAGACAUGUAGA